Molecule: messenger RNA, 3790 nt
Organism: Sebastes umbrosus (honeycomb rockfish)
Lineage: Eukaryota; Metazoa; Chordata; Actinopteri; Perciformes; Sebastidae
Product: regulator of G-protein signaling 9-like
Exons: 17
Coding region: 650-2131 (493 amino acids)
Biological process (GO): G protein-coupled receptor signaling pathway; intracellular signal transduction; regulation of G protein-coupled receptor signaling pathway
Source: RefSeq, a predicted model, not a curated record
GUGUUUAACUAACAAUAUAAUGUAUGAUAUUAUGAGUUAACUUUUGAUAACAGCACCGGUGGUGUAAUGUCGCCCUCUGCUGUUUCACUUUGGUAAUGAGCAUAACUGAUAGAAAAUGCCGCGCUCUGAUUGGUUGAUUCCCCCGCUCUCUCUUUAGCGAUGCUGUCUUUAAAGGCUGUUGGAAAUAUGAGAAUUUGUACUUGAACGCACUUUAAAAGGUCAAUAAAAAGGGGAAAUGCAGACUGGAAAGCCUUGAUUUUCUGGUAGUAGUGAGUGAGUAGAGUCUUUUGGGCAUUUAUGAGGUGACUACACAGAAUAGUUGUUAAUAUUUGUUGAUUAAAGUGUUGAAUUUGUAUUAUUUGGGACUUUUUUUUAUAAUUUUAUGCAAUUGGUUGAUAUUCUGCAUUUCUGUAGUUCGUUUUUAUUACAUACUCUAAGUGUGUUAAAAUAAAUGUAAUAAUAAUAUCACUUUAAUGCGAAAAAUGAUAGCGUUUAUGUAAUUUCCCACUUUCUAUGCAUAAGCUUAUGGAGAGCACUUGAAUGCAGCAUCAGUGUCUAUCAUUUCACUUCCCCUCAAGCAUCCCCACACGACACAGGGUCUCACAGGCGACAGUGGCAUUGCAUGCGUGUGUGAACAACAUUAGACACCAUGACCAUUAGAAACGCUCUCCGGGAUCAUGGACAGAGGUAUCGACCACGGAUGGCUUGCCUCAGGAAGGCGGAGAAGGUGCUGCUGGAGAUGCAGGACCCCAAAACAGGAGUGAAGUCGCAGCCUCAGAGACUGGUUAUCACAACGAUACCACACGCCAUCACUGGCGAAGACAUAAUUGCGUGGUUAGCGGACAGAUUGCAAAUAGACGCACAAGAGGCGAGGAGUUUCGGCUCUAUGCUGGUGGCGUUAGGAUACAUCUACCCUCUACAAGACCACAAACGCUUAGUGAUCAAACCAGAUGCAUCCCUCUAUCGCUUCCAGACGCCGUACUUCUGGCCCACACAGCAGUGGCCUGUUGAGGAUACAGAUUAUGCAAUCUACCUGGCGAAGAGAAACAUACGCAAGAAAGGAAUCCUAGAGAUGCAUGAGCAGGAGCAUUAUAACCGUCUUCACAAGUGGAUGAAUCAUAAAUGGGAUUUCAUAGUGAUGCAGGCUAAAGAACAGUACAGGGCUGCGAAGGAGCGGAAGAAACCGGACCGUGUGGUGUUUGACUGCCAGGAGAGAGCGUACUGGGUGGUUCACAGACCUCCGCCAGGGACAGUGAGCGCCAUGGACUACGGACUGGAUCGACUAAUAGAUCCUAACGAAGACGAGGCCAAUACACCCGACUUCUACGAGAGAAUCAUGAUCUUCACCCAGCAGUCCAUCAUGAGGCCCAGAGUGAAGUCAUCGGUGUCCAUUGGCGCGUUAGUGAAGUACAGCGCCACCUAUCACAGCCACGACCCGUUCCUCGCCGGGUGUCUUCCCAGCAACCCCUGGGUCACCGAUGACGUCACGUACUGGACCUUGAACAUGCCCACUGUGGAAAUACCAACUAAGAUGCGUGUGGAGAGGUGGACGUUCAGCUUCGCAGAGCUGCUCUCAGACCCUCGAGGACGAGAUGAUUUCAGACUCUUCCUGAAGAAAGAGUUCAGCGGUGAGAACUUGGCAUUCUGGGAGGGUUGUGAAGAUCUGAAGUGGGGCGAAGCUGCGACGAUGAGAGAGAAAGCACAGCACAUCUACAAGACAUUCCUGGCGCGCGGCGCACCGCGGUGGAUCAACAUCGACGGAAAGACGAUGGAAGUCACUGUGAAGGGCCUGAAGCACCCGCACAGAUACGUCCUGGACCCAGCCCAAACUCACAUCUACAUGCUCAUGAAGAAGGACUCGUACGGCCGGUACCAGAAAUCCCCGGUGUUUAAGGAUACGGUGAAGAAGGCCAUCUCUCCUGAUGAGCACCGUUUCAGUGAUGCCCAGUUGGAGCAGAAUGCAAAGAAGCGGCGGCCCAGCCUCAGCCCCAUCAUCCUCCGGCAGAUGGAGCAGGAGCAGAAGGCCAAGAUGGCAGCCAACGUCGACAUCACACAGGUCAUGAGCAAACUCAGCAAGCAGGGCAAGGAGGCGCCCCCUCCUCCUCCUCCUCCUCGUCCUACUAAGAAAUGAACACAAACAGGGUUUUUAGUGAAAAUUAUUUAGUGGAAUCAUUUAAAUAGACGCUGCAGGUUAUUGAUAAUGUUUACAUUUGAAUGCAAUUUAAUUUAAUUUUAAAGCUGCUAUAAUCAAUAUUUUUAUGAUAACAAUGGAUCAAAUGUUUAAUGUGAAGGGGGAAUUAUAACCUCACUGCAGGGAGCUUUAUAGUUCAGCUCGUUGUUUUGGUUUUACAGCCCACAACUUUUCUGUUUUGGUUCACUCUCAUCGCUCUUAUAGCGUAGUAUUUGGCGACUAAAAAUCCCCUGUACACAACCUGCUCAGCACCAAACUGUGGACAGAUACAGUUAGCAGUUAUCUGGUGAACAUAAUGGAGCUUUUAGCAGCUAAAGACCCAGAUAUUAAGUUGGUGGAGACCAAAAACAGAGCUUAAAGGAGAGUGAAUAUUGGAGCUACGUUCAGAAAAAUGACUCCAAAUGAAAGCUAGUGUUGCUUCGUGUCUGCUGGAUGUGUAAAUAAGCAACUUGUUUGCCAACAAGUUCGUCAUAUCAACUUCAAAGGGUGAUAAUAUGUCAAUGUUGUGUUCAGCUUGUUUCCACUGCCCCAUAAGAGGCGGAAAACUGCAGGUUUCAUGAUAUUCAAACAUCCACUGACUAAUGUCAAAGAAUCACAGAUCAGAUCUAUUCCCAAUGUGACGUUCAGUGUGGAGAAACUCUUAGGUGGUGGUUGUUUCAGCCUCAAAAUGCCACAAAAAUUGGUCUACAUUAUCCAAACCCCCACCCUGCGAACCCAGGGCUCAACUAUAAGGAUUGCCCACUUGCCAAGGGCAAUUAAAAUGCCACUUCGGGCUAGUACAUCUAGCAGCUCACUUGCCCGAUUGGGCAAGCAAGUAGGAUAGGAUGAACUUUAUUAAUCCCCAAAGGGGAAACCGGUUUGCAACCAUGCACAAAGUAGUAAAAAAUAAUUAAACAUGGAGCUGAUGAUGGAAGUAGCUACGGAGUGAGCCAUCUCACUUCCUUCUCAUGUUUGUUGUGAGUUGAACAUGUGCAGUACCGAUUGUUAUUUGAUAACCGCUAAUAAAUAAAACAACUUGAAUAGGGGCAAGUAAAAAUUUUAUUUGGGCAAGUUGAUUAAUGAAACUCAUUAACAUUGAACCCUGAAACCGCUGUCGUAUUAUUAACUAUUAACUAAAAAGUUACGUGCAGUACUGAAAAAAUGCUUUUGCAAUUUAGUUGCAUGGUAUUAAAGCCAGUGUUAAAUAUGCACAUUAACUAAUAUGAGACUAUUUUAAAGGGUCAGCUCACCCAACAUUUCUCCACUUACCUGUCAUGUUAUCCAGCCCUGCACAUGUGAGACUUUUGGGGUGUUUAUCCACUACAAUUUAAAUGUAUUUACCUGGAAAAUGUCACAUAAAACCGCUAUGAGAGGUCUGUGAAUUGGGUGAACUGAGACUUUAAACACAAACUAAAUUACUCACAUGUCUGUGACACGUUGAGAACUGACUACGGGCAUAACACAACCAGCCAUCUGUUCCAUUUCUGUCCAUACAAGCUGUAACUGUUUGUCAUGUUGUUUCUCAUGAUACACGUGUUGUGUACUGUCCAUCUUCACUCAUACAGUGUUCUGUAUUUUCUUUGUCAUCAGUCAUGAGUUAAUAAAACACCCACAAACCAC